Molecule: messenger RNA, 7043 nt
Organism: Manis javanica (Malayan pangolin)
Lineage: Eukaryota; Metazoa; Chordata; Mammalia; Pholidota; Manidae
Gene: ZNF280D
Product: zinc finger protein 280D
Biological process (GO): regulation of DNA-templated transcription
Molecular function (GO): DNA-binding transcription factor activity, RNA polymerase II-specific; RNA polymerase II cis-regulatory region sequence-specific DNA binding
Source: RefSeq, a predicted model, not a curated record
CUGGCCGCGCGGAGGCUGACCCGGAGCCUACCCAUGAGGCAGCGCGCCGGCUCCACGAGAACCCCUCACCCCCCUUCCCGCGGCUCAACUGCCAACUCCGCAAUGGGAGCUGCCGCCGCCGCCGCCGCCGCCGCCGCCGCCGCCGUCGCCGCCGUGUAGUGUUUGGUGCUCCUCCUUUUCCUCCUCCUCUUUCUCCUCCUCCUCAGAGCCCCAGUCAGGCCGAUCCGCUCCGCUCACGGAAGGAAAACUGAGAUAUAACUUGCUGCUUUAUUUUGGAGUCACAUGUACUUAGGUGACAAUUUACAGAAAGCCAACUCUGCAACUUGAUGGGCGACAACCCUUUUCAACCAAAAAAUAAUUCAAAAAUGGCAGAACUCUUUAUGGAAUGUGAAGAGGAGGAAUUGGAACCAUGGCAGAAGAAAGUGAAAGAGGUUGAGGAGGAUGAUGAUGAGCCCAUCUUUGUUGGAGAGAUACCAGGUUCCAAACCAGCAAUUUCCAAUAUUUUGAAUAGAGUAAACCCCAGCUCAUAUUCAAGGGGAAUAAAGAAUGGUGCACUCAGUCGAGGUAUUACUGCUGCAUUCAAGCCUACAAAUCAACACUACACGAACCCAACAUCAAAUCCAGUGGCUGCCUCACCAGUAAAUUUUCAUCCUGAAUCUAGAUCUUCAGAUAGUUCUGUUAUUGUUCAGCCUUUGUCCAAACCUGAUUAUAUAACAAACUCAUCACGAGUUGUAUCUAAUAAUUCUUCAGAGUUACUAUUUGACUUGACCCAGGAUACAGGAUUAUCCCAUUACCAAGGGGGAUCAACACUUUCUAUAGCAGGUGUGAAUGAAAGUUCAUUUUUAUCAAAACGUCCUUCUACUUCUGAUGUAAACAGUGCUAAUCCAAAAAAGCCUAAGCCCAGUGACGGUGUUUCUGAGACGAAAUCCUCAGCUGUCUUUCCUUCAGUUAAAACUCUUUCAGUGACAUCUUCCCAGGCUGUGCCAUCAAAAGGUGCAAAUACCUCAUCGAAUCAAUCUAAAAAUGGAACUCCUUUUCCAAGAGCUUGUCCAAAGUGCAAUAUUCAUUUUAAUCUUUUGGAUCCUUUGAAAAAUCACAUGAAGUACUGUUGUCCAGACUUGAUAAAUAACUUUAUGGGACUGGCCAAAAUAGAAUUUUCAAGUACAGCAAAUAAAAAUAAGACUACUGAUUCAGAGAAAGGAAAAUUAAUCAUGUUAGUUAAUGACUUUUAUUAUGGAAAACAUGGAGGAGAUGUCAAGGAAGAACAGAAGACUCAUACAACCUUUAAAUGCUUCAGUUGCUUGAAAAUUCUUAAAAAUAAUAUUAGGUUUAUGAACCACAUGAAACACCAUUUGGAACUUGAGAAGCAGAGCAGUGAGAGUUGGGAAAACCACACCACCUGCCAGCACUGCUAUCGUCAGUUUCCCACACCAUUUCAACUGCAGUGUCACAUUGAAAGCACACACACACCCCAUGAGUUCUCUACCAUUUGCAAAAUAUGUGAAUUAUCAUUUGAAACAGAGCAUAUUCUUUUACAACAUAUGAAGGACAAUCAUAAACCCGGUGAAAUGCCAUAUAUUUGCCAGGUAUGCAAUUAUAGAUCAUCAUCAUUUUCUGAUGUAGAAACUCAUUUUAGAACCUCCCAUGAAAACACUAAGAACUUGCUAUGUCCCUUUUGCCUCAAAGUUAUUAAAAUUGCAACACCCUAUAUGCAUCAUUAUAUGAAGCAUCAGAAAAAAGGAAUACAUCGUUGUACAAAAUGCAGGCUGCAAUUUUUGACAUGCAAAGAGAAAAUGGAUCACAAAAGUCAGCAUCAUCGAACAUUUAUAAAACCUAAACAGCUAGAAGGAUUGCCUCCUGGAACAAAAGUUACUAUUCGAGCUUCAGUUGGACCUCUUCAGUCAGGAUCUUCAACUACACCUUCCAUUAGUGCAAGCACUUCUACUCUUCAGCUCUCACCUCCAAGGACUAAAAAUAUAACUGCUAAAAAUCCCACAAAAUCUAACACAAGUAAACCUAAUAUAAUUAAAUCCAAUGCAAGUAAACCUAAUGCAAGUAAGCCUAAUGGAAGCAAAUCUAAAUACAAAUCAAAAAUCUCUAAAAUGCAAAAGAAACAAAGCACAUUGGCUAGUAGCAAAAAAAAAAGUAAAGUCAAUACAGCAUUGAGGAACUUAAGGUAUCGUCGGGGAGUUCAAAAGUGCAUUGAGUGUUGUUCGGAAAUAAAAGAUUUUGCAAACCACUUUCCUACAUAUGUUCACUGUAGUUUUUGCAGAUACAACACUAGCUGUAGCAAAGCCUAUGUAAAUCAUAUGAUGAGCUUUCAUAGUAACCGUCCAAGUAAAAGGUUUUGUAUUUUUAAGAAGCAUUCAGAAGAUUUCAGGGGCAUUACUGUAGUGUGUCUUAAUUGUGAUUUCCUAACUGAUGUUUCUGGCUUAGAUAAUAUGGCUACACACUUAAGUCAACAUGAAACUCAUAGCUGCCAAAUUGUAAUAGAGAAAGUUUCUGUUUGUAUCCCAACUUCUGAACAUCUUUCUGAAUGCAGAAGCAGCCCAGAGAUUUCAAAAAAUGUCCAGGGUACACCUGGGCAGUGUCCCCCUUCGAUGGACACAACUGAUGCUUGUUCUCUCUUUCCAAGGAAUGUGAAUAUUUUGACUGUGGGACUGGCACUAGGUUGUAGUCUCAAGAAAUCAGAUCUUGGGGAGACUCCCUUCCUUCAUGGCUGGCCUCCCAUAGGGCUGAUGCUGAUUUAGCCAGAGAUGGUCUCAAGCCCCACCAAAUUGAGCACAGCUUCCCUCUGGGGGCUUUGGCUCUUGAUCUUCAGCUUGUAGGUCACUUUUGGCGAAAAAAAGCCUAUCACAAAUCAGUGCUUUAACAUCCAAGUUGAAGUUUAGUCUUUUGGCUGCUGCUCUUUAAUCUUCCUCUACUAGGAAUGCAGUCCAAGGAAUACAAAAGCUCUGGUUGUUAGGAAACCAUGGUUAUUUUCAUGUCCUUGGAACAACAGGUCUCUACAGUUAUGUUCCAAAAUAGUUUUUUUUUUUACUGUCAUUUAAAAUAUAUUACCCAAUACUAACUUUACAAUUUUUCAACAAUACCAAUUCUCAGAUUUUUUAUUUAAAAAAUUUGUUUUGGUUGCCUGGUUUUAUGUUCUCCAGAUUUAUUGAUGUCUAUUUUAUGGUAUCUAUUUGUAUAUUCUUUUCUUUAAAACUGUUACUUAGUGUUUGCUUUGUUUUGUUAAGAGCUCUAAGGGAUUUCCUAGAAUUCUCUACAGAUUCCCCCUAGCUGCCUAUUUCUAGCUUUUUAAUUUGGCUGUGGUUGAGCCCAUUAGCCAUUAUUAUAUUCUCUGCUUAUUUCAGAAAUAUUAUCAUUCAUAUUAUCUUAAUAAUUUUGAGUUCUAAGGUGUAAAGAAUUGGCAAAGCCUCUUCUGGCAGACCUUAAAACAAGUUUUAAAGUUACAUAUUUGUACAUCUACUACAUAAUACCUACUUAGCCAUUAGUUCAGUCCUUUUGGGUAAAAGGUAGCAUUAAAAAAUAUGGGGGCCAAUAAUGCACUUGUUUCUAUCAUAUAUAUAUCUCCACAUAUGUAUGUAUAUUUUUUAAAAUUUGGCAUUCACUUCAGCUAUUGAAUAUAGAUCUACUAAACAGUUUUGAUGCUAUUAUUUUCUUUCAAUGAAAAAUGUAUUAUUUAAGUGCCUCAGGAAUUAUUUACUAAUAAAGAAUUAACAUGAAAGCUGUAGAUUUGAUCAUAUAAAUAGGAGCACUGCUUUAAUUGUUAUAUAGAAGCCUUAUUAUUUCAGCCUGCAGACUGACAGCUACUUAGUACAUCUUGCGUUUUCUCCUCUGGCACAAUUGUAAGGUCACUUUACUAUAUCAAUUUCUUGAAAUUUAAAGAUAGCAAAAUGCCUUUUGUGAUUUUAGUUGCCAUAAGGAUAGACAGUCUCUGAAACUAAGACUCAAAAAGUAUUUUUUUAUUCUAAAAUGAGAACUUCUUCAGGUUUACUUUGAAUCAUUUAAAUCUAAUUUAGAUAACUACUUAUUCUGUAAUGUGUUCCUUGCAAUUAAUAAUCAAAACAGUUGAAUCCAUUAAUUUUAAAUUUCUACUAUAAAUGAAUGAUUUUUCCAAAAGCUCUGAAAGUUACUUUAUUUCUUGGUAAGAGUACAUACUGGUGAUAUGCUAAUUGUUAUUUCCUUAUUUGACUCUAGGAAGUAUUGUCAUUUACCCUCUCUCUACUCAACUUUUUAAAAUACUUUUAUGUUUUUCCCAGAAACAACAGCUUCUUUCCGUUUUUAACCUAAGUUCCUUUUUCAUUUACAGAUAUUUGCUCUACCUUGGUUGUAGUUCAAAAACAUGAUCAACUACAUUCUUGAUAUAAUAAUGUAGAGUACUACCUUGUGCUCUUCUUUAGGACUCUAUUGUAUCAUAUUACCAAGUGCAUACCCUUUAAAGUUCUAUUGCAUGUAACUUCGUUUUUAAAAAUUUUUUAAUAGAACAUUUAAGGCAGUUAGUACAAAACUUGCUUUUUAUAGGCAGUUGGUUGAAUUUUAAUUUUGUAAUAAUGAGUUUUAGCUUGAGUCGGAUCCCUCCUUAACCAUCAAGUUAUUCUAAAUAGUUUAUUCACCUGACCAGAAAUUGCCAUUUCAUGCCUGUGUGCUUCUGGUUACCACUGAAUAAAAAGUGAGAUUGGUUUAGUUUGAGUCCAUCACCAUUCUUGGAAAAAAUUACUCCUAAACUACAGAGACUUGAAAUCUUGCCAUGUUCUUCUUACAUUUUGGCAAAACACCCGGCUUCUUUGGGCCUUACUUAUUUAUUCAGUGACUCUUUCUUGAACACCUGCUUUGUGCCUGCCUGACACUGAUCUAUGUGCUAGAAAAAUACUGAACUCUCUGCUUUCAUGGAGCUUUCAUUUUAGUAAGGAAGACAAUAAAAAGUAAAUAAAAUAUAUAGUAUGUUAGAUUGUGGUCAGUACUAUGGAGAAAAUUAAGUAGGGUAGGUAGAUAAGAAGAACAGUGUGGGAGUUCAGAGGCUGCCAGUUAAAAUUUGGUGGUUAGGGGAGGCCUCACUGAGAGAUCACAUUUGAGUAAGAACCCAGGAUGAGGUCCUUGGUUGGUUUGGCUGCAAAUGAGUGAGCAAGAGGGAGAAUAAUAGGAGACGGACCCUGUGAGGUAAUGUAGGCCAUGUGUAUGGAAACUUAGAGAUUGUUGUAAGGAAUUUGGCUUACAUGAGAGAAGCCAUUAGAGGAUUUUGAAUAUAGUAUUAUUGCAUAACCUCAAUAAAAAACCCGCAAUUAACAAAAAACUUAAAUAUAGCCCCUGUUUAGAAAAUAAACUGUAGAAGACCAAGGGCAGAAUCAGGGAGAUUAGUUAGAGGUCUCUAGUAAUAAUAAUUCAGGUAGUCUUAGGCUAGGCUAGGCUGCUAACAGUAUAAGUGUAGGAGGUUUGAUUUUGCAAAUAUUUUGAAUUUGUUGAUGGUUUGGAUGUGAGGUAUAAGAGAAAGUACUAAGGGUGAUUCCACAGUUAUUUGUCUGAGCAACUGGAAAGAUGGCAUUGAUACUAACUCAGAUGGGGGAGACUAAAAAAAAAAAACAGAUUUGGGAGGGAAGAUGAGGACUUUGAGACAUGUUUUAGUUUGAGAUACGUGUUGACAUCAAGUGGAGAUGUCAUAGUCAUUCACCUGUAGAAAUUUGGGGAAGUCUUCCAGGCUGUAAAUAUCAUUUAACAUUUUUAUGUAUCAUGGGAAUGAAUACAAGCAAACAUUAGGGAAAUCUGAAAAAAGGUUAAUGUACUGUAUUACUGUCAAUAUCCUGGUUAUGAUUUUGUACUAUUAUUUAGUAAAAUGUUGUCAUUGGGGGAAACUAGACAAAGGAUACAUUGAAUCCCUGUAUAUAUUUCUUACAGCUACAUGUGUGAGUAUACAAUUGUCCCAAAAUGAAAAUUCGUCAAAAAAGUCCUGGAACUUGAUGAAAUCACCAAGGGAUGCAGUAAAGAUGGAGAAAAGUCAAAAGGAAGGUCUGGGGAAUUUAAUAAUAAAGGAUUAGGGAGAGAAAAAGGAAUUGGCAAAGGAAGCUAAGAAGGAAUGGCCAAUGAUGUGGGAGGAACACUAGAAUGAUGUCCUUUGAGCCUCAGUUACCCUCUUUCUAAAAUGUGAGUGCUAACUUGUUCUAGAGUUCCGGGAUUCUGUUAUUCAAUAUUGACUAUACCUAUAUGUCAUUAUUUAUUCCUAUGAGAAGAUGAGUUUAGAAUGCUACAUAUCCUUAUCCCCAGUAGCAACAAGAGGGACUCUCUUGACUCUGAAAAAAUUAAAUGUCAUGUUCAACUCUACAUUAUACUCUUGUAAAAAUAAUUCUUACAUUUCUAUAAAAGAAGGUAACUAAGUCAGUGUUUCUCAAACUAAUGUCCAUAAUUUAUUUAUAAAUUUUCUGAGGGAAAAAAUUUUUAUGAUUAGGCAAGUUUAGGAAAGGCAAGUUAAAGCUAAAUCUUUUCUUUACUGUGGGGUUUUUCAUGCUGUAUGUGGCCUGUGAAUGUCUAAGAAUGUUUAUUUGGCCUUGGAAUUUUCCUUCAAUAGUUACUAACUUCUUGGCAUAAAUCUCCAUAUAAUAAGUGUGUAGAAUGCUGAUCUAGAGGAAUCAUUCUUCAGACUUUCUGAAUUUGGAAAAAAAAGUCACUUGUUUGACAAAGAUGUACUCCUAGGCAUUUCAUUCAUGUUUGUGAAUCAUUUGUAAGGUGGAAUAUGUAACUGGAUGCUAGCAAUGUGAAUUUUCAUAUUUGUAGAAUUUAUAUUAAAAAGCCAGUAUCCUCAUUAGUAUGUUUAUAAAAUCUAAGAAAUACGUAACAGUGACAAGCCAGUUAUUAGUUCAUUCUGCCUCUGACUGUAGCAACAGGGGAUGUUUUUGUUGGAGGGUAUUACCAGUUACUUUACAUGAUUUCCCGCUAAGAUGCUUAAUAAUAUCUCAUAUUUAUUUCUAGCUCCUCACUGUAACUCUUUAUGCUUAGCUUUUCAGUCUUUUUAUUUAUUUAUCUUUAUUUUGGUAUCAUUAAUCUACAAUUCC